AUUUGAAUUAUAGGAAAAAGUAAUGGAUAAAAUAAAAAGAACAAUUAGUGGAAAGCAAGAUGAUGAGGCUGGCAUUGUUGCAGAGACUUCUCCACUAAUGCAGAUAUCUGAUGCAACAACACUUAGCUGGUCAACAAGAAUAAAGUGUUUCAUUGGUUGUUUCUUAUUUGGAAUAUGCUUCUCAAUUCUUGGUGCAUUUCUUUUCUUCAAAAGUUUAAAGCUGUUUGGUGUUUUUUAUACAUUUGGAAACCUCGCAUCUUUAGCAAGUACAUGCUUUUUAAUGGGUCCAUUGAAACAACUUAAAAAUAUGUUCAAGGAAAAAAGAUUGAUUGCUACCAUAGUAAUGCUUGGAGCACUGACUCUAACACUCUGCUCUGCCUUCUGGUGGAAUAAAAAAGGAUUAGUAUUGUUGUUUGUUGUCAUACAGUAUUUUGCAAUGACUUGGUAUUGUUUGUCCUACAUACCUUUUGCCAGAGAUGCUGUAAAGAAGUGCAUUGAAUCUUGUCUUGGUUAAGAUUGACGUCUAGAACUUUAUUUUUAUUAUUUUUUUUUUUUGUUUUUUAUACUAUAUUUUUAUUUAUAAUUGAACUUUAAUUAA
This is a messenger RNA of Hydra vulgaris (swiftwater hydra), 598 nucleotides long. RefSeq names its product vesicle transport protein SFT2A. Gene Ontology annotation, cellular component: membrane. The record is from RefSeq and is a predicted model, not a curated record. Gene Ontology annotation, biological process: vesicle-mediated transport. NCBI's taxonomy places the organism in Eukaryota, Metazoa, Cnidaria, Hydrozoa, Anthoathecata, Hydridae.